Molecule: messenger RNA, 1423 nt
Organism: Mizuhopecten yessoensis (Yesso scallop)
Lineage: Eukaryota; Metazoa; Mollusca; Bivalvia; Pectinida; Pectinidae
Product: probable ubiquitin carboxyl-terminal hydrolase 8
Exons: 11
Coding region: 141-1223 (360 amino acids)
Biological process (GO): protein deubiquitination
Cellular component (GO): cytosol; nucleus
Molecular function (GO): cysteine-type deubiquitinase activity; cysteine-type endopeptidase activity
Source: RefSeq, a predicted model, not a curated record
UCCAAGAUCGCAAUAAACAUAGCUACUCAAGAUUGUUAGCAAUACCAAUGCGUGUUGUAAGACCAUAACAACAUUCGCUAAAACACGCAGCGAAAAUAAUGAACAUACCAUUGUAUUAAAGAGGAACAACAUAUCGUAUAAUGUCAGUGCAUCGGAUAUUUAACUACUGUUUUGUUUUCCUCCUGCCAGCACAACACUUUAGCACCGAGCGCGCUGAAUCUAGAAAACAGCUCGACAUGAAAAUUUUGAGCAAAAAAAAUGAAAUUACGGGUCUACAGAAUACCAAACUGACAUGCGCCGUUAACGCUGUUGUGCAGGUGUUGGCUCAAACACCAGGAUUUUCGGAGACUAUAUACGAAUUCGGAGGAAAAUGUAAACAAGAAGCGGUCCUGGCAAAUGUGCUUAUCAAUAGUAUUACUGAUGUCAACAACGCUUCGGGUAUCAUCAAUGCUGAAGGCUUACAGGAAGAAAUGAUUACAAGAAGAAACAGCUUUCACUUUUGGAGACAACAUGAUUGUCUUUCGUUUCUCCUUUUCCUCCUGGAAGCUUUAGAAGAAGAGUUGGGAAACGACAGUAUGAAAUUGUUCACUGGACAAAUGCGGAAUCGUUUCAAAUACGACAACUGUGAACACACGGAGCAUUCCUCUUUGCAGAACUUCAAAUCUUUGUGUAUUCCCAUGAACAACAGCGAGAAUUCAGUUGAAAAAUAUCUAAAAAUGCUAUUCCGAGCUGAGAACCUGAUAGAUUCGGGCAUGUACUGCCGGUCGUGUGGGAAAGGUACAGCUAGCAGAAAGUUGCUGAAACAUGAUAUCUGCAGUAAGGAAUUGUUGAUUGAGGAGUCUCCACAAAUUCUUGUUCUACAACUAGCCAAAUUUGAAGAGGUUAAAGACAUAUAUGGACAUACGAAACUAGACAAAAGACAUGUUCCUAUGUUAUACAGCGAUACACUGCAGCUGCAAGAGGGCGAAUCACCUUCCAGAGUCAAAUACGAGUUGUUCGCUAUCAUCUCCCACCUCGGAACAAUAGAAGGUGGCCACUACGUUUCGUAUGUACAGACAAUACAAAGUCAGCGCGAGUGUGCUAGAUUUGACCGUCAUGACCGACGCUCCAGUACAUGGUACCAUUGCACAGACUCUGUGGUAACGCGUCUGGAACCAGAGGCAGGAUAUCCUACCUGCCCAAAUGCGUACAUCCUUUUUUAUCACAAACAACCCCGAAAAUAAUGGAAGAGUGAAUAAAAUGCCAUAAUGUAUAAGAUCUUAUAAGUCGUAUUUUCGCUCCACACAGCAAACAGCUUCACAUUCAUAUCACAUUCCGCCUUACAAGAUAAUUGCAAAAACUUUUCACUGAAGGCAAAUUUCGAUGCAUUUCCACGGUUUAACGCUUUGUGCUUUUGAACAUUAAAGGAAAAGCAUUAUCUCAA